Molecule: messenger RNA, 1394 nt
Organism: Macadamia integrifolia
Lineage: Eukaryota; Viridiplantae; Streptophyta; Magnoliopsida; Proteales; Proteaceae
Product: 5'-methylthioadenosine/S-adenosylhomocysteine nucleosidase-like
Exons: 9
Coding region: 273-1079 (268 amino acids)
Biological process (GO): nucleoside metabolic process
Molecular function (GO): methylthioadenosine nucleosidase activity
Source: RefSeq, a predicted model, not a curated record
AACGGUUGAAAACAGAUUGAUCCGAGAGUUUUUUAGACUACUUCUCUUGUAUAUUAAAAUUGUUAAGUCCCUUUCUCUGUCCCCUCCAUCUUUCACAGUCUCGUCUUUGCUAUGUGGUGGAGUCCGACGAUUCGACCCACUAAUCAUCAGAGGGGCGGCUGCGUGAAUGAGUGUGCGCUGUGUUUUUGUUUUCCUCUGCUUCUGUCACUGAUUACAAAUAAUUGCAGAACCGAACGCAGAGAUUGAGAGGACGAGCGAGCGAGCUUCCAUUCAUGGCUCCUCAACACGAAGGCACAGAGGUUGUUGCAGAGGAGGCGGAGGCCGAGGCUGCAGAUGCGGAUAAGAAGCUCAUCUCCAAUAUCGUUAUCGUUAUAGCGAUGCAGACUGAAGCGCUUCCACUUGUGCAAAGAUUCCAGCUAAUGGAGGAUCCUGAUACCGUGUUCCCUAAAGGGGUUCCUUGGGUCAGAUAUCACGGUAUUUACAAAGAUCUGCGUAUUAAUCUAAUCUGGCCAGGAAAAGAUCCAAUUUGGGGGGUUGAUAGUGUUGGUACAAUCACUGCAUCCCUUGUAACAUUUGCUUCUAUCCAAGAAUUGAAACCAGAUCUUAUCAUAAAUGCAGGCACUUCUAGAGGCUUUCAGGCUAAAGGAGCAUGCAUUGGGGAUGUAUUCCUGGCUUCAGAUGUUGCUUUUCAUGAGAGAAGGCUACCUAUACCUGUUUUUGAUGAAUAUGGAAUAGGAGCUCGGCGGACCUUUUCAACCCCAAAUAUAUUGCGGGAACUUAAUAUGAAGACCGGCAAACUCUCUACUGGGGACUCUUUGGAUAUGUCCCCUCAGGAUGAAGCAUUGAUCAUUGCAAAUGAUGCUACAGUGAAAGAUAUGGAGGGAGCAGCAGUGGCCUACGCAGCAGAUCUUUUCUCAGUGCCAGCAAUAUUUGUUAAAGCUGUCACAGAUCUAGUGGACGGUGAUAAACCGACUGCAGAAGAAUUUCUGCAGAAUAUGGUGGCUGUGACUGCCACACUUGAUCAGGCUGUCACCAACAUUGUGGAUUUCAUUAGUGGGAAGUGCCUGUCUGAACUUUGAGAGUAAGGUGAAAAAGCAGGUUCGAGGUGAAAAACUGAAGCUCUUCUCCGAUGACAGCCACUAAUAAACAAAAGUGUACUCCAAUUUGAUUCUCACCCUUUCGAAUUGUAUAUUCUGGAGGCUUCCCGAAUGUCAUUAUAGUGACCUUAAAGUUAGUUCACUUAGUUGUUUAGUUUCCUGCAUCAUCUCCUGCUGAUAUAUCUUUGAUCUUAGCUUUCACUAGUGGAUGAAGCUUUAUCUUAGUGAUAUGUUGUGGGGUUUCAAGUAUUGUAUUCAAGGUGAAUCAAAAGCUUAAAUCGUUGCACAUUAUCCAAA